GUGGCCGCACGAACACAUUUAUCACACCGAGGCUGUGCCAGACGCACAUGGGAUCCGUCCUGCGUACCCGGGGAUCUUCAGCACCCGCAGCCGAGCGGAGGGCACCCUGAGCCCCGGAGAGGAGCAGCGCUCACCCUGCCCGGACUCUCCCACUGACACAACACACGCACAACAACAAAACAGCCAGUGCACAUUUGCGAGUUUUUUUUUUUUUUUUUUUUCCCUCCCCGAGAGGCUCGCUGAGACACUGUGUUAUUUAUUUAUAUCGUGCGUGAGCCUGACAGUCAGCCGCGGCGGACGAGCUGCGUCUUAGCGCGGAGAGGUCGGACUUCUUUGGCUCGGGGGGGGGGAAACACACCAAAACACACGCGAAAAGACUCCCGUCCUGUCGCCCCCGGUCUUUUAUUUCCUGUCAGUUUUUUUUUCUUUUUUUUUUUUUUCUUUUUUUUUUUGUUGCUCUCUUGCGAUUUAUUUCCUGCUGCCAAAAAAAAAAAAAAAAAAAAAAAAUCCCAGGAACCCCGGGACUGAGCUCCGUGCUCCGAGGAUGAAAGAAAACUAGAUCUGUGAUCGAGGCUUUGAGGUUGUUCUACUGGAUUUAUUUCGCUGUGGAGGAAAAAAGAGAUCCGGGAGCGGAGCGGUGCGCAAAAAAAGAAAGAAAAGAAAAAAAAAAGGAAAGAAAGAAAGCCGAGGUCUUCCUCCUCUCUUCUCUCCUCUUCCCUCCCUCUAUCUCCCCAUCUAUCAAUCUGUCUACCUAUCCUGUUCUGUCUAUCUAUCUCUGCAUUUGUUUCCCAUGUUUUUAGGUCCGUGAGAUUUUGCUAAAAUGCAUCAUCAACAGCGGAUGGCAGCUUUGGGAACAGACAAGGAACUGAGUGACUUACUGGAUUUCAGCGCGAUGCGAAACAGCGAUUUGAAAAUGUUCCCAACAUCCAUGAUGUUUUCCCCUCCUGUUAGCAGUGGAAAGAACGGGCCGACCUCCCUGGGGAGCGGACAUUUCUCCGGCUCAAAUAUGGAGGAGAGAACGGGCGCAGGGUCAUGGACGAGUGGAAGUCGUUCUUCUAAGAGUUAUGCAGAUGGGUCUCAGUACAUGGCAUCACAUGACAGCCUCUCACCUCCGUACACCAACUCCAGGCUAACAGGUAAAACAGACAGGAGUUCAUACUCGUACGGCAGAGAGUCCAACCCACACUGCCACCAGUCGAUACUGGGUGGCGAGUUGGGAUUGGGGAGUCCUAGCGCGGCGUCGCCAACCAAGCCGGCUGGUCAGUACUACCAGCACUACAGCUCCAACCCGCGGAGGAGAACACUGCCUAUGGACACCAUGGAGGUUCACACAAAAAAAGUGCGGAAGGUCCCUCCCGGCUUGCCGUCCUCAGUGUACGCUCCGUCUGCCAGUACAGCUGACUACAACAGGGACUCACCGGGCUAUCCCUCCUCCAAACCUCCCAGCUCUGGCUUCCCAAGCUCAUUCUUCAUGCCAGACGGCCACCACAGCGGCGAUCCCUGGAGCAGCAGUAGUAGCAGUAUGACCCAGCAGGGUUACCACAGCAGCAUGCUCGGGGGCGGGAACUCGACCCACGGCCCCGCCCAGAGUUCCUCCUACUGCGGGAUUCACCCUCAUGACAGAUUGAGCUACCCCUCGCACUCGUCUGCAGAUAUCAGCUCCAGCCUUCCUCCCAUGUCCAGCUUCCACCGAGGGGGAGGGAGCGGGAGUGGGGCCAAUCACUACAGCACCGCCUCUUGCACAGCCUCCACCAACGGCACAGACAGCAUCAUGGCUAACCGAGCGCAGAGCUCAGCAGCCAGCAGCUCUCAGACAGGAGACGCCUUAGGGAAAGCACUCGCAUCCAUCUACUCUCCAGACCACACGAACAACAGCUUCUCGUCCAAUCCCUCCACCCCGGUCGGCUCUCCACCCUCCCUCACAGCUGCCAGCUCAGCUGUCUGGUCGAGGAAUGGCGGGCAGGGAGCGUCAUCGCCAAACUAUGAAGCUCCACUGCACUCUCUGCAAAGUCGUAUCGAGGACCGUCUGGAGCGCCUGGACGAUGCCAUCCACGUACUGCGGAGCCACGCGGUGGGGCCGUCGACGGGUAUGGCCAGCGGGCACGGGGACAUGCACAACCUCAUCGGGGCGGCACAUACGCACAACGGCGCCAUGAGCGCCCUGAGCAGCGGGUACGGGACGGGACUGCUGUCGGCCAACAGACACUCCCUCAUGGUGGGCUCUCACAGAGAAGACGGCAGCGGCGUGGGCGGUUUGCGUGCAGGACACUCGAUGGCAGGUCAGGUGCCGGUGCCUCAGCUGCCCGUUCAGUCAGCCACCUCACCGGACCUCAACCAGCCCGACCCGUACCGCGCCCUGUCCGGAGGCCUCCAGGGCCAGAGCACCUCCUCCGUCAGCUCCGAGAUCAAGUCUGAGGACGAGGGCGACGAGAACCUCCUGCAGGACUCGAAGCCCCUGGACACCAAGAAGGAGGACUUGGACAACAAGGAUCUCAAAUCUAUUGAUAGGUCAAGAUCUAGCAACAACGACGACGAGGACCUGUCUCCAGAGCAGAAGAUGGAGCGGGAGAGGGAACGGAGGAUGGCCAACAACGCGCGGGAGCGCCUGCGCGUCCGCGACAUCAACGAGGCAUUCAAGGAGCUGGGCAGGAUGGUCCAGCUGCACCUGAAGAGCGACAAACCUCAGACCAAGUUACUGAUCCUGCACCAGGCCGUGGCCGUCAUUCUCAGUCUGGAGCAACAAGUCCGAGAGCGAAACCUGAACCCCAAGGCGGCCUGUCUGAAGCGCCGCGAGGAGGAGAAGGUCACCGUGGCAUCGGACGGUGCUCCCCUGUCAUUGGCCGCCGCGCACCAUGCUGCCGCCGCCAUGGGCGACGGGUCAAACCCCCUGGGACAAAUGUAAAACGCAGCAACAUCUCCUCCCCCCCUGAAUGGUCCAAGGUGCCAGAGUUCAUCAAGAUGAUGAGUGACCACUUCCUCUGACGGCGUUUCCAUGACAACCCGGCAAUCGAUCAAACCCGUUGUUGCUUCAGCCUGACCAAUCAGAUUCUCUGGAACUUCGGCCUGACCAAUCAGAUCAGCCUGUCUCUCUCCUCUCAUCUGUCGUCUCUGAUCCUCCUCAUUACCUUCGCCUCCUUUCUUCUGUCGAGAACACGAACUGCAGAGUCACAUUAGUCGCUUUCCCCACUUUGGCGUCUCCAGCUGAAGUGGACUGGACGCUACUUUGUGGGGACAUUCAAACGGCCACUGUAACAUUGCUGCUACAAAGUGGCAGUCUGUGGGAGCUGUUGACACAAAGUGACAGCAAUGGACAAACGUCUUUGGAAUCUCAUCAUCCAAGAAAUUCUUCUUCUUGUACUACUUGUUUUAUCAGCAUUCCCGGUUUUAAAGAACAAAAGGGUUCUAUAUAUAGUAUAUAUAUAUGAGAAAAGGAAAACAUGACAAAAAACUUUAAAAAGUGCAACUGGACACGGGCAGUGAGGAGGGUACAAGUUGGGGAGGGUUGUUCAGAAUGGAGCAAAACAUAUCACAAAGUGUUAAAGAGAUUCUUUUUUUUUUUUUUAAAAAAAAGCAACAUUGCGCAGCUGUUGUUGAACGCAGCUUCGGCGCGUCUGACUGAAUGGCAAUCUUAACGCCACACUGUGGAUGAAGCUGUGCCUGAUCUCCUCUUGGAUGCAAACCAGUCAGAUAGAUACAAGUGGAGAAGCAAAGCAAACCAUUGUUUUUCUUUUAAAGAACAGGAAAGUUCCAGGAAGCAUCAUGGAAGCAAGCUGCCCACUCACAAAUCCCCUUACGAGCCGCAUACUUUCACCGAUUGAAUUAUAAAUGAAAUCAAAGACAAUAUUAGGAAUCUGUUCCGACCCUUUUGCAGGAAUGAUCUGAACAAAAGUUUAGCUUGCAAAUGCUUUUUGACUAUCAUAGAUGCCUAGAAAGACUUGGGUUAAAGCAAGACAAACAAGGGCAACUCGUUCUUCCCCUUCUAAUGCAUUCCUUUGCAUUUACAAUAGAUUGUUGGUGUAAAAAAAAUAAAUCUGAACAUGUUUAUGUGUUUUUAUUAGUGUUUUAUGCUAAUAGCUACAGUGACUUUGUUUAACAACAGGCAGGCAGGAAGUUGUACGAACUGCGAACAGUUUAGUGUGAACGCGUGGGACAGUUAUACCCGAAUGACCCGUGUGUAUCUACCGAGAGGCAGAGAAUACCUAGAGAAUCAAUCAUUGAAUCAGUUAAUCAAUCAAUCAGUAAGUGACUUCAGAGGGAAUGGACUGUUUAAAUAACUGAAGGCAGAGGAGUUACAGAAGGCAGAAUCAUGCUGUAAUUAAAAAAAAAGUGUACUUCUAAAUCUAACAGGACGAAAGACUUUUCUUGACAUCGUCAUUUGUAGUGCAGAUGCAAAAACGAUGAGUGAAAGGAGGAGCUCCAGCAAACAUCCCAAAUCAAAGUCCUCUGUUAAAUAUUUGUCUGGAUGUGCAUAGCAGGCAGAAGUUGAAACGAUGUCCAGGCCUUUGCUGAAGUCGACCGAUUGCUGGGUAGAUGCUCGAGAGAAUGGACGGAUGUCAAAACUGUCCCUUAGACGGAUGGAGGGUGAGAGGGAAGAGGGCUGGCCUGAGCACUGAAGUGAAUUCUAUUCCACGUCUAGCACAUUCCCCUGCAUCGCGACCGCUCCACUUGAAUCGAGUGCUCUCGAUAUCCUGAAGGCCUGAGCUAUGAGGGUUUCGUGAGUCAUGGAAGGGUAUGGAGAGAAGCGAGGUUGAAGUGGGGACUAACGGAGAAUCAGGAGUUCUAAAGUGAUGGCGACACUGCAGGGGAAGCAAGGGAACAAUCAUCGGGGUGAGGGGUGUAUAAUUUCCUUCUAGGGGCCAAGCAGCGGUAGUCAAAACAUUCCCGUGUUGGAUUCAUUCGAUUCCCUCACUUCCUGGUUUAAUAUCUGGCUGAUCGUGACCCUAAAACUCUAACCCCGACCUCAGGCUUCCUUGCCCAGAAUAACAACCUUGGGGGACUUUCUGAUUGACAUAUGCUACCACCAUUAACUGCUUCAAAUGUCAUCAGCUUUCCAAUCCUUUGCUUGACGGUGUAGCGUCAGGAUCAGGGUUAGCGGCAGAACCAUUGCAGCACCCGUGCCAGAGGGUUUUACACUUUGACUGAUUUGGCAUUAGCAUUAGCUACAGUUGGCAGCACUUAGAUGCUUUGGGCCCCCAGAAUAAAGUGCGUAUUCUUGUAUGUAUCUGGAGUGUGGUUCGGCUGCAACGACUGGCCGAUAGAAAAUCAAUCACCAACAGUGUUGAUAAUCAUUUCAUUGUUUCAGUCAGUUUUCAAGCAAAAAGUUCAAACAUUUGCUGAUCCCAGCUCCUUAAAGCCAAGGAUUUGCAGAUUGUAUUUUUUCCUGUAGUGGUAGUAAACAGAGUCUUUGGGUUUUGGACUGUUGGUUGGAAAAAAGAAGCAUUAGAAGACAUCGCUGUGGGUUCUGGGAAAUUGUGAUGAGCAUUUUUCACUUUUUUUUUUUUUUGGCCUUUCAUAGACUAUUCGAUACGAUCAGACAUGACUGACGGGGUGACUGAUAUAUAUGUAAAUUUGAAACAUUUGUUAAAAACAGGCAAGUCUUGAUCAGUUGGAACCAGUUUAGUUGUCUAUAUCUGAGGGAGAUCCAAACCAGAAGUCUUCAAAUCGCUGCCCUCUGUACUUAGACUUACCAGGUUUCUCGAUAGAAGUGAAAGAGAAGUCAACAUUGACUUGGGAGUGUAAGAGGACUAGGAAAGAAAAAUGACAGGAUCAGAGCAUGGUGGGACUGGCAGAAAUAAAAGUCUAGGAACAACUAAUCAGAGCAAGAAAACGAUUGUUGGGUUGCUGUGCAUUAAGGUCAAAAGUAACUGGAAUACGUGUAAGAACAUCCAUUGUGCACUGGUGUCAAUGUGAAAGUCCCCUUUCUGUCUCGCCCCAGUUCGAGCCCUCCUUGAUUCAGGCCUGUGUUUAAUCCCCAGUCCCGGUGUUGUCUUCUCUGCUGACCCUAGCCUUAUGAGCCCUAAACCAGAGCCCCAGCCCCUCUCCCCAGCCUCUUGCCCCAACUAAGCGUUCCCACAGAUGCAAUUUGAACAUUCACAAUUCUACCAAUGUGCCUUUUUAGAGUUCAUAUCAUUCGAGUUGCCAGAGGAGGACAUUUACCUGGUCUUUUAAUAGGAUGCAAGCUUAGGGAAACCUGUUCUUAGUCGUUAGGUUCUAUGCAGUCAGGUUUUUUACCAGACCUGGGAAUUUAAAAAAAGCUAAAAAGGAAAAAAAAGUAUUUUUUGGAUAAAACAACUAAACUGUAUUUAAUGUACUGUACGCUUAUAUGUAAGUAGACAGCGUGUUCUGGCUUCGAGCCACUGAGACAGACGCUUGAUUUAGCAAGACAAGCCCCCGUCCCGAGUCCCUUCCGUCCCCCCAAGCCCUCCAUAACCCCCAACCCUUCUCUUUCAAGCCCCAGCCCUGUUUCCAUGGUGAACAACGCGUCUCUUCUUGUAUUAUAGCUUAUCAGCUUUUUAUCAAUAUUUGAUCGGCUUGUCCGUAAGCCAAUGUAGUCUUCAGUACAAAGUGUGUGGUCGUAUGUUGUAAAACAGAUUUUCUUUUGUUUUUUUCUCUCUCUCUCUCUUUUUUAAGGCGAAUCUUUUCUCUUAUUACUUUUUCUUUGUCUGUUCUGGUUUACAUGUCUAUUAUAGAAAAUGUAAAAAAAACAAAACAAAAACAAAGACAAAAAAACAACACAAUUCGCUAUCUGACAGCAUUGUUCUCUGUCGGUGGUCAUUUUGACGCGGUUAAAAUCCUACCCAAUCAACAGGAAGGCACGGAAACUGGAAAAGAAUCUAUUUGAAUAAAUCAAUCUAUAUAUAAAUGUACAAAAAAUAUAUACGAUAUAUAAGGAGGGUGCCAUUUUCUGUUAUUAUUUUUUAUUUUCUGUCGCAAAGGAGUGUUUGCUUGGGGAGGAUUUAUUUUCUCAAAGACUGAACUGGCAGAAGUUGGCGAGGCCCCUCAGUGUUAUAAAUUUUCAACUGACUUUGUUGUGUUCUCCGUUGUUGCCAUGACAACACCCUCUGACAAGUAUGGCGCCCUGCGCAGGACAAAAUGGGACCGGAGUUCCAUCAGCUCCAUUCACUGCUAUCUAUCCAAGGCAACAACACACAGACGUUUGUAAAUUGUAUGCAACAAAAUGGCAAACUUUACCAUUAUUUUGAAAUUGUGUAUGUAAAAGUUAUAUUUUUACAUGUAGACUGUUGUUAUUUUGUGUUUUAGAAAUAUGUUGUAUCGGUUUUUUUGUUAAAAGAUGAAAAAGUAAAAUUCAGUGUGUGUUGAAAAAAUGUGUCACAUUGAAAAUGUAGUGAGGUCAACAGUUCAGAAUCAUUUUUCUUUUUCUUUAUUUUUUAAUUUUUUUUUUUUUUCAACAUUAUGUUUAUUAUCUGUGGGGAACAUUUCCGAGGGGUUCGUCGGAGGAAUCAGAAAUCCUAAAAGAUAUAUGAUAUUUCUUUUAUUCUCCAUGCCUCAUGACAUUACCAUUUUUAAUUGUAUUUUUUGCAGAGAAAUGUGUAAAUAGUCAUAAAACAUUUUCUGUGGGGUUCCUGUGGGGUGAGGACUUGCCAGUAAGAGGUGAUGAUGAUGAACUUGUUUUGAUUUAUAGUGAGGUUGUAUUUGUCCAGUUAGUAGCCAGGUGCCAACUUUAAGUUUCGGUCAGUGGUGCUCAGUACUGUAUGUGGUUUUGGUUGCCGACCAUCUGAAGUGUAAGUCAAACUACUGUCUUUGCUCGCACCGAGAAUCACAUGUGACAGAGCCGGCAUAAGACUAUUUUUAACCACCAUGUGAAGAAUCCAUUUAGAUUUGUCGCAGAAAAAAAAGAAAAAAUCCUGGUAAGAAAGUUUGUUUUGAAAAUCCAACAAAAAGACCCAAAAAACGUGUUCUGUAAAAUGUUAUUCAGGAAGAUGAGAAAAAUGUAUAAAUCACAAGAAAUCAUAACACAAAAAAUAAACCUGGUUUUGUUAUGUACCUGAAAAAUGUGCUUAGGUAACCCCACAUUUUUUAUAUUAAAAAAUUGUUGUAACAUACUAUUUGUUAGAGGGUAAUUUGUUGCAAUAGUACCAUUUCAGAAACACUCUAUAUUGACCAGCAUAAUAAAAAAAUAUAUAUAAGGUAAAUUUGUAGUUAAUUAAUCAUUAGUUAAUAGUUAAUUCACCGUCAAAAUACAAUGCAGUGCUUUAUAAACCAUCUUAUAUUCAAUUGUGAAGGUUUGUAGACAUCAGUACAGUCACCAUCCAAAUAAUAUUUAUAAAUGGACUACACGGUAUUUAUAAAGUAUUACAAACAUCAGAUGAAGCUUUACAAUAAACAAUUGAUUAAUAAAUGGUUUGCAAAGCAAAGCCGUUAUCUCACUGAUAAAAACAAACAAACAGUGAAAUAACUGUUAACUAAGGUUUAAUUAAUCAUCAAUUUACCUUUAAUUACUGAUGGGUAUAAUGAGGUGACAAGAAAAUGUCAUGGGUGGUAUAACAAAAUCAGUGAUUUUAUUUUUAAACUGAUAAAUGACAAUUAAAACUGAACCGAGGCACCCAGAGAGAGUUCACAAAUUCAGUUCAGUGUGGUUCUGCGUGGUGGCGUUAGGCCGGCUCUGACUCCAGUGCAUCUAUUUCCUUCAAGAUGGGUUAUAAAUGUCGAUUCAGUGAAAGACCCUCAGCACCUGAUUCUAGAUUAAUAUAUGAACAUUUUUGUGAGAUUGGAGUGUUGCUAUUAUAAAAUGAAAUAAGUGGUCAGCAAACAAUCUUAUCAGCUAUUUCCCCAAAAAGAUAUCAGAACAUGUGCAAGGCAGUUUCAGUUGUUUUAAGUGUUUGCCAUUAAAAUUGAGCUUUUUGUCAAAAGGAAAAAAGCUGCUUUGAAUUGGACCUAGGUUAAACACUAGGAUUGAAUCUGUCAGUGUAAGUGCUAAAUGUGUUUUUUAAGUAAUGUUAUUUUUGUGAUGCUUCAUUUCAUAUUUUCUCUUUGUUGUAUAAUCAAGUCAUCUCCCGAAUUACAGUAUCUUCAUUUUUAUGUUACCCCUGAUGUUUCUAUUAGCCAAAAUGUUAACUUUUUCUUUCUUUUCCCUCCUUGUUGUACAUACACACCUCAUUUCUCUUUUUCAGUGACUGUGCCAUGAGCUUUGUAAUCUGUUACUCUGUACCAGUUUUACUGCAAUAAUGAGUUGAAUUCAAAACGGCCA
Molecule: messenger RNA, 9208 nt
Organism: Acanthopagrus latus (yellowfin seabream)
Lineage: Eukaryota; Metazoa; Chordata; Actinopteri; Spariformes; Sparidae
Product: transcription factor 4-like
Exons: 20
Coding region: 821-2902 (693 amino acids)
Biological process (GO): regulation of transcription by RNA polymerase II
Cellular component (GO): transcription regulator complex
Molecular function (GO): DNA-binding transcription factor activity, RNA polymerase II-specific; protein dimerization activity; RNA polymerase II cis-regulatory region sequence-specific DNA binding
Source: RefSeq, a predicted model, not a curated record